Molecule: messenger RNA, 1215 nt
Organism: Erythranthe guttata (spotted monkey flower)
Lineage: Eukaryota; Viridiplantae; Streptophyta; Magnoliopsida; Lamiales; Phrymaceae
Product: leucine-rich repeat extensin-like protein 6
Molecular function (GO): protein binding
Source: RefSeq, a predicted model, not a curated record
AUGAAGAACAACAAUUCAUUAUCCAUUUCCAUAUUACUAAUCUCUUUGAUCUUAUUCACAAAACCAUCUCUCCAAGAAUCAAAUCCACCGCCGCCGCCGCUGCCACCGACAAAUCCGCGUCUUUCCAACGCGUUCAUCGCCCUCCAGGCAUGGAAACACGCGAUCACUGGCGAUCCCAAGAACUUAACCGCCAACUGGUGCGGGCCCACGUAUGCACUACACCGGAGUUACUGCGCACCGGCGCCCGAUGACCCCCACACCAUCACGGUCGCCGGAAUCGAUUUGAACCACGGCCGAAUCUCCGGUUCCUUGCCGGAGGAGCUAGGGUUGUUGACCGAUCUCGCUCUAUUCCACAUCAACUCGAACCGGUUCAAGAAAACCCUACCGGAAAGUUUCCGAGACCUCCAUCUUUUGUACGAGCUCGAUAUAAGCAACAACCGAUUCGCCGGAGUAUUCCCCUCCGUCGUACUCUGCCUUCCAACACUAAAAUUCCUCGACAUUCGGUACAACAAGUUCCACGGUGAAGUUCCGUCGGAGCUUUUCGACAGAAAGCUCGACGCGAUCUUUAUCAACAACAACGAUUUCGAGUUCCGCCUGCCGAAGAAUAUCUGGAACUCGACCGUCUCGGUUCUCGUGCUGGCCAACAACGAUCUCCGCGGGUGUUUGCCCCCCGGGAUCGGCCGCAUGGCGAAAACCCUAAACGAGAUUAUCCUUACGAACUCCGGUCUUAGCGGGUGCUUGACCGACGAGAUAGGGCUUCUUAAGAAGCUAACGGUGUUCGACGUGAGCAAUAACAAACUCGUCGGUAGUUUGCCGGAGAAGAUGGGGAAUAUGGAGAGCCUCGAGCAACUUAAUGUUGCCGGAAACAAAUUUUCCGGCCAGAUUCCGGCGAGUAUAUGCUCGUUGCCGAGGCUCGAGAAUUUCACGUAUUCCGAUAAUUAUUUCUGCGGCGAACCGAAAUCUUGUCUCAAACUGAAAGAUAAGGAUGAUAGGAAGAAUUGCAUACCUUAUAGACCCAAACAACGCUCUGCUGAGGAAUGCCAUGUUUUUUAUUCACACCCUGUCGAUUGCGGUGCUCCCGGUUGUCCGGCGCCACCACCGCCGCCGCCGCCACCACCACCACCACCGCCACCGCCACCGCCACCGCCACAUCGUUAUCAUAAACAAAUUCAUAAUCAUGCUACUCUUUUGCUUUGUUUUACUCGGUCUCAUUGA